Molecule: messenger RNA, 771 nt
Organism: Miscanthus lutarioriparius
Lineage: Eukaryota; Viridiplantae; Streptophyta; Magnoliopsida; Poales; Poaceae
Source: the annotation of a GenBank genome assembly
AUGGCGGCGCCGUCGUCUCCGGAUCCGGCAGCUCUGAUGGACGAGCUCGUCGAAGAGUGCCUCGUCCGCCUCCCACCGGAGGACCGCGCCGCCCUCGUCAGCAGGCAAUGGCACCGCGUCGUCACCGGCGCCAUCUUCCGCCGUAGGUACAUCGAGUUCCCCCGCUCGGCACCGCUGCUGGGCUACAUGCUCAACCAAGACAACAAUUCCAUCCGCUUCGUCCCUACGUCGUCGUUUCUGCCGCCCCAGGUUGACCGCCGCGAUGUGCGAGCCAUCCACUCAAGGCAUGGCCGCGUCCUCCUGAUUUCUGUCCGGGAGCGGGAGGGUGACGGUCUCGGCCUCUUCGUGUGGGAUCCCAGAAAGGACAAGCAGUGGGAACUGCCCGUCCUGCAGCCAGGCGCGCGGAUAGCUAACUGGGACGCCGCCUUGGCCUGCGCCGUGGGCGACGGCUGCAGCCAUCUGGACGGCCACUUCAAGGUCGUCUUUGUGGGAAGAUCUGGAGGGCGGAGGAGCAAGAAGGUAGGGAAUGUCUUAGGCUCGGGUCGCAUUGUUCCCUAUGUGAGCUUCUGCACCCCAGCACCGGGAACAGUCUCCACAGAUGAGGGACCAGCAGCUAGUGUUGUUGUCUCUACAGAUGAUGAACCAGGAGCUGGUGUUGUGGUCUCUAGAGAUGAGGGGCUAGGAGAUGUUGCUGUCUCUACAGAUGAGGGGCCAGGAGAUGUUGUGGUCUCUAAAGAUGAGGGGCCAGGGUCUAGCAUGUCAAGUGCAUAA